Molecule: messenger RNA, 1970 nt
Organism: Diachasmimorpha longicaudata
Lineage: Eukaryota; Metazoa; Arthropoda; Insecta; Hymenoptera; Braconidae
Gene: Hmg-2
Product: high mobility group protein 20A-like
Exons: 4
Coding region: 689-1675 (328 amino acids)
Biological process (GO): regulation of gene expression
Cellular component (GO): nucleus
Source: RefSeq, a predicted model, not a curated record
GAUUUUUAUCGCGGGGGUGUUGAUUACUGCCCAGAGGGACUCGGCAGUAGUGAUUCUGGGGGAAGAGCGGGGCGUUUAGAAGGUGAAAUGGAGGUUCACUUAAGUUCUUAGUUCUUAUAUUAUCGUGGGUUCCUCUGGUGAUUUAUAUUUGGCAUUUCUACUAUAUAUAGAGAGGAAAAUCCCUUAGAACUUUAUGUAUCUUCGUACCGUACAAUAAUCUUUCAAGCUAGACGCAACAUUAGUGUUUCUCAUCGAUGAAGAACGUAAUUUUUUUAGGAAGAUUCUCUCUACUUUAUCAUAACAAAGAUACGGAUUAUCUUAGAAAACAGUCGGAAUCAUUGCCACAAUAAAAAACAAUUGAAAAAUCAAACCUCUCCUGGAUGCCUGGCGAGUCUGAGUCCUCCACCUCCAUCUCCACGUAUUAUCAACAACAAAUUAACAUCAAUUAUUCACAUGACAAUGUAAACAAUGGCCAAAAGUCACAUGUAGCUCUUCCGAUUGCCAUUUUGAAUAUCUUCAGGUUAGGUUAGCCGGUGUGCCCCCCUCCAUCAAAUCAAAUCGAUUUUAGCUGGUGGCUAACUUCAGUUUGUGUUUCUCGAAAACAAAAACCUCAAACUUAACCUCUUAGACGCCUGUAAAUGCACUGAUAAAAUUGGGAAAUAUUAUUUUUCCGGGUGAUUGAGUGAAAAUGAGUGAAUCGGUGGGUGUUGCAGAGAUUGUAGAGAGGAAUGGCGACGCAGGACAGGCUUCGUUCAAUGGAGAAACGGAUGAUCAUCUUCAGAAGUCACCAGGAAGCACAGAGGACAAGGCCCCAGAACGAGUUGGACAAGACUCUGUGUCAGAGAACCCCUCGAAGAAAUCCACUCCAACCUCAGGGAGUGCAAGUCGCUCCAAAAAAAGGAAGAAAGCCCCGAGAGAUGCGACAGCCCCUAAGCAACCUCUUACCGGUUACUUCCGAUUUCUCAAUGACCGGAGGGAAACGGUGAGGGCGGAGAACCCCAGCAUGUCCUUCGCUGACUUGACGAAACUCCUGGCUGCCGAAUGGAGUUCCCUCCCGGUCGAACAAAAGCAACAGUACCUUGAUGCUGCUGAGCAGGACAAGGAGAGAUACAACAAAGAAUUUAGUGAUUACAAACAGACUGAGGCUUACAAGUUAUUCACGGAAAAACAAAGCAGUGAAAAAUGCGGAGAGGGGAAGAAGGAGAGGAAUGGAACUGCUGAGAAUAAUGAACCUGUGGAACCACCGACUCCGGAGAAAGACGCAGAUUUCUCUGGCUUCGAUAUUCCGAUCUUCACCGAGGAAUUUCUCGAUCACAAUAAAGCCUGCGAGUCUGAGCUACGUCAGCUCAGGAAAGCCACUUCUGAUCACGAAGCACAGAAUGCUGUGCUCCAACGUCAUGUAGAUAGCCUUCACGCAGCUGUCAAUAGACUAGAGUCUGAGACAAAUCAACAGAGAACUGCCAAUCAAUCGUUACAGCGGCAUUUGGAUGCUCUCAGGGGACAGCUAGCUGGAUGUUUUGCUAGUAUUCCUCUUCCAGGGAUGAAUGAGGGAGCAACACCUCAAAAUAUCGAUAACUACGUUGAAAAACUGGAGACAUUGCUGAAUGGAAAUGCAGAAGUGUCUCUUCGGAAUGCCCUACGAUCAGCAGUCUCUCGUCUAGAAUUACUGGGAUGACGAUCACCCACGGGUGCCACUGGAACAUCACCACCCAAGCAUCGUUCUCGUCAUUCCCAUCGAAAAUAAUUUUACUUCGAAUUAAUUUUUUAAAAAUCAAAACACUAUUCAUAAUUCAUUGAUUUUGUAAAAUCGAACCUCCAAAAGCUUUUAUUUACAUCAUUACCUCCAAGUACUUGGGAUUUACAAGUUGUCAGUCAGACGUUCUCAGUCGACGCAAACAAUAAUUACAUUACUUACAUAAGAAACUUAAAUUAAUUUAAUACAAACGAAUAAACAUUUUCCUAAAGACUAA